Molecule: messenger RNA, 1852 nt
Organism: Dendroctonus ponderosae (mountain pine beetle)
Lineage: Eukaryota; Metazoa; Arthropoda; Insecta; Coleoptera; Curculionidae
Gene: Stip1
Product: stress-induced-phosphoprotein 1
Exons: 5
Coding region: 114-1748 (544 amino acids)
Molecular function (GO): Hsp90 protein binding
Source: RefSeq, a predicted model, not a curated record
GGUUUUUCCGGCACAGAGCGGCAAGCGCGCGCUUUUGCGUCAAUGUCACCAACCCGCAACAAACUCGAAGCUUCUGGAACCGAAACGUGCGAACCAGUCUCGAAACGCCUGAAAUGGAUCAAGUCGCAGCGUUGAAAGAGCGCGGCAACGCCGCCUUGGCMGAAAACCAUYUAGACGAGGCCAUCAAGUGCUACUCCGAAGCCCUAGAGCUGGACGACAAGAAUGCGGUGCUCUACUCGAACCGGUCGGCCGCCUAUGCCAAAGCGGGCCUGUACGAGCGCUCGCUGCAGGACGCGGAAAAGGCCAUCGAGCUGCGCCCCGACUGGCCGAAGGCCUACUCGCGCAAAGCCGCCGCUCUGGCCUACAUGGGGCGGCGCCACGAGGCGUCCUACGCCUACGAGAGCGGGCUGCUGCUCGACCCCGAGAACCGGCAGCUGCGCGAAGGCCUGGCCGAGGUGAAACGGGCCAACGCUAAGCUCACGGCCCCCUUCGGCGACCUGUUCACUGGCGUCGAUGUGCUGGGCAAGCUGAGGAACGACCCGCGCACCGCCCCCUUCAUGGACGACCCCACAUACCUGCAGAUGGUCAGCCAGCUGGAGACCGACCCGCUGGCGGCCAACUGGGCCGCUCAGGACCCCCGGAUGCUCGUCACCAUGUCCGUGCUGUUAGGCCUGCCCGACACCGCGUCGCAGGACGAGCCGAUGGACUCGCCCAAGCCCAGCGGGCCGCCGCCCGAGCCCCAACCGCAACCCCAGCCGGAGCCCGAGCUGCCGGAGAACGUCAAGCAGGCCAGGGCGGAGAAGGAGCUGGGCAACGCCAGCUACAAGCGCAAGGACUUUGAGGACGCCAUCCUGCACUACACCAAGGCGCUGCAGCACGAUCCGACCGACAUCACCUACUACAACAACCUGGCCGCAGUCUACUUCGAGCAGAAGGCGUUCGACGAGUGCAUCGCGCAGUGCGAGAAGGGCGUGGAGGUGGGCCGGGAGAACCGCGCAGACUUCAAGAUGAUCGCCAAGGCGCUGACGCGCAUCGGCAACGCCUACAAGAAGAAAAAAGACUAUCGGACGGCGCGCACCUACUACGAGAAGGCGAUGUCGGAGCACCGCACCCCCGAGAUCCGCACGCUGCUGUCCGGGGUGGACAAGCUGAUCCGCGAGGAGGAGACCAAGUCCUACGUCAACCCCGAGUUGGCCGAGCAGGAGAAGGAGCGAGGCAACGAGCUGUUCAAGCAGGGCGACUAUGCGACCGCCGUGAAACACUACACAGAAGCGAUCAGACGCAAUCCGCAGGACGCGAAGCUCUACAGCAACAGGGCGGCGUGCUACACGAAACUGGCCGCCUUCGACCUGGGCCUGAAGGACUGCGAGCGCUGCUUGGAGCUCGACCCGAAGUUCAUCAAGGGCUGGAUCCGCAAGGGCACGAUCCUGCAGGGCAUGCAGCAGGCCAGCAAGGCGAUCGCCGCCUACCAGAAGGCGCUGGAGAUCGACCCGAGCAACGCGGAGGCGCUGCAGGGCUACCGCUCCUGCCGCAUCGAGAACGCCAGCAUGGACGGCGACCAGGACAAGAUCCGGCAGCGCGCCAUGGGCGACCCGGAGGUGCAGGCGAUCCUGCGCGACCCCGCCAUGCGCAUGAUCCUCGAGCAGAUGCAGGACGACCCGCGCGCCGUCCAGGACCAUCUGAAGAAUCCCGACAUUGCCGCCAAGAUCCAGAAGCUGCUCAGCGCCGGGCUGAUCGCCAUCCGCUAGACUAGGUUUAGGUUGUCUAGCCCCCCCCCGCUGGGCGGGCGGCCACUGAAUUUUUAAGUAACUAAUCAUAGUCAUAAUCCUAAUUAAAUAAACCGUUUUUCUAG